This is a messenger RNA of Mercenaria mercenaria, 3713 nucleotides long. RefSeq lists its product as uncharacterized. The record is from RefSeq and is a predicted model, not a curated record. The transcript is spliced from 6 exons. Bases 3065 to 3646 code for a protein of 193 amino acids. NCBI's taxonomy places the organism in Eukaryota, Metazoa, Mollusca, Bivalvia, Venerida, Veneridae.
UUUUUAUAAUUAUCUACUCUCAUUUUUCAGGAAUACUUUUAUUCGACUCUCAUGUUUAGGUAAAAUGAAUGUCUUUUAAAGAAAAAUCAAAAUCAUACUUUAACCCCAGUUUCGUUGCAGAAUUUUGAAAUUCAGCCAAACUAGUAAUUAAAGAAUCUGAGAGUCAUGCCCCGUAUUCACAAAAUACUUCGAUUUCAAUUGAAUUUGAGUUUAAAAUUUCAGUAUCAGUUUACUAAAACUUGAAGGUUGAAUUCCAGCUGAGACUGACCAGCAUACUGAAUAGCCACUUGAAAGUAGUUUUAACUUAAAAUCUUCUAGUAUUUAAGAAGUAAUAAGUUCCCAAACGUGGUUUAUCGUAGAACUACCCGAGUUUUGAGUUCUUAUGCGUAGAAAUAUAUCACGAAGGCCGUAAGCCUUGUUUCACAUAAGAACGAAAACCUCCGGUUAUUCUACAAUAAAUCACACUCGGGAACUUAUUAUUUUGAUUCUUACACGACAUACUAGUAUCAACAGUGAAAAAAAUGGUAACUACUUUUUACGACCGUGCUACGCACCUGGAUCGGAUGACGUCAUUGCGCACGAGUGGUUUAUUGCAGAAUAACCCGAGACAAAUUUUGCUCUACAUUUAUGUAGGUUAUUUGCUGGUCGUGUUAGAAUUAGAUCAAACUCAUGCAGCUAAGACAAACAUAGUUUUCUGAACAUAGGGUCAGAUGUCCAUUUUUUUCAUAAUCUCAUAGUUAGGUAUAAUGUCCUCAAAUUUUGUAUUUGAAUUAUGAACAGUAUAUAUAGUUUAUGCAAACAUUAUAAUUUGAAAAUAUGAACAAUUAUUGAAUAUACAUCCCUCUCCCAGCUGGUAGUUCAUGAACAAUUUUAUAUAUUUUAACAGUUAAGGUAGUUCUACACGUUUUGAUAGAAAGUUUUUCUACAAUGUAGAAUUUGAUUAAACUCUGAUUUUUCAAAACUUCAGAAUAUACCUAGAAAAUUCAGCAACUAAAAAAGGAAGGGUCGUGCUUGAUAUUAUGCUAGACUGAUUUGAAAAAUACGGACCUCACGCAAUAUUUCAUAAUACGAGUAUAUGGGAAAAUCAUAAUUUUCAUAACAUUUUCGCGAAUAGAAUUUUUUCUACAAUAUAGAUUUUGAUGAAACUUCUCACAGUUGUGAAUAUAUACAUGACCUUUUAUUUGAUGAAAUAAAAUGUAUAGGCCCGUGUACUUAUUUUUGAGAUAUAUGACGAUGAGUAAAGCGAACCGGACAUUUUACGCUAGUUUUAAGACGUUAAUUUGAAUUAUUUAACGUGUCGUAUGUUUUAAUAUCAUAUUUUGAGUUAAGAAAUAUUGCAGCACUACCAUUGUAAUUAACUUACUCACAGGUUGCGAUUAAUUGAUAAAAUGAUUUUCAUUUCCGAACGCUGAGUCCAUGCUUUAUUCUACGUUUUCCGGAUAAAUGACGUUACGCCAUUACUUCGGUAUAUAAAACGUGUAGAACUACCUUAAAUGCAUUAGGUUCAUAAUAGAACACAUUUGAUAAAUAUCUAGAUUAACACAGUAUAAAUGUGUUUUGUUUGUUUGUUUUGGGUUUAACGCCGUUUUCAACAGUAUUUCAGUCAUGUAACGGCGGGCCGUUAACCUGACCAGUGUUCCUGGAUUUUGUACCAGUACAAACCUGUUCUCCGCAAGUAACUGCCAACUUCCCACAUGAACUAGGGGUGGAGGGCGAAUGAUUUCAGACACAAUGUCGUUUAUCAAAACGUCACGGAGAACAUACGCCCCGUCCCAGGAUCGAACGCACGACCCCGCGACCCGUAGACCGACUCUCUACCUACCGAGCUAAGCGGCCGGGUUAGUAUAAUUGUGUUCGUCCUUUAAAAACACAAUAUGAAUAUGUUCUUCCUUUAAAAAAACAGUUUUUUUUGUAACAUCUGAUACCAUAAAACAUUUUUAAAAUUAUGAAUACAGUUCUACAUUAAUGAAACUUAACCAGUAGGUUUACCUCAAUAAAUUCUCAUAAUGCUUUAUCUGGGGUCAAAAAAUAAGUCACUUGGUGAAAUCUUACUAUCCUAAAUGCUACAUCUUCAAACCUGAGCUACAUAAAAACUUAGAAUGUUUGUAUUGAUAAAAUACAGGUCAGGAUUAACACUAGGUCUUUUAGGGUUGAAAAAGGUCAUUUGGUCAAGUCAUAGAAAACCCUAUUGAUGCAUUUCCAUUCUGCAUGAAACUUAGUCAGAAAUCUGAGCAGUCACCUUCAUGGAAUCAUAUGAAUACUUGCUGACAGACUAUAUGGGGAACUCUGAAUCAAGUUCAAAACUUGUUUGUCUAAUGUCAAAAACUAGGUAAAUUAUUAAAUACUGUUAUAAUAUUAUAGUUUAUUUGGGACUUAUUUUGGUUAUUCCUUUUAUGUUUUUUUAUUAUUAAUUAUGGUUUUUAUGGUAUUUUUUAACUUUGAAUUUCACAACAGUCAACUAGAAUCCUAAUCCUAAGGUUUUUAAUAUUAAAAAACAGGUCUCUAUGUAAAAUCUUACCAUUGACAGGAGUAAAAACAAAAUGUAGGUUGUUUUUAGUACUAAGUGUGAAAUAUGUUUAUUUAUGCAGUCAAACUUUGCUUCCUUGAACUUAGAUUAUUUGAGCACUGCCUCUCUCUUAAAGUCAUCAUUAGAUUCCAGCAAAAUCCCUGUAUAAUGUAAAUUGUUCAAUGAUUUGAACUACUGAUAACUCAAAACAAAUUUUGCCGGUCCUGUAAAGUUUAAAUAACGGAAGUUUGAUUGUGAAGUUAUAACGUUUCAGAGCCAUGUCCUGUUGGUACAUACUCAAAAACAGGAUAUAAUGUAAAUGGCUGCACAUCAUGCCCAGUGAACUUUUACCAAGAUCAAACAACACAAAGGACUUGCAAGCGUUGUCUUGACAACCAGAGGACAUCUACAGCAGGAAGCAUCAGCUUUAGUAAUUGCACUGAUGUCACUGAUGUAUGUGACAGAACAACUUGCAAUGAUAAUGGUGAUUGUUCAUACAAACGUGGUUAUAGGGAGUGUACGUGUGAUCUUGGUUACUAUGGUGAUAGAUGUGAGAAUAUGUACCAUAUUUGUGAAGGAAAUCCCUGCACUAAUGGGGCCACGUGUGUUAGAGGGGCAUCUCCAGCAGAUUACACUUGUACCAGUAGAACAGGAAAAAUGUGCAGAGACCCUGGCACUCCUGGGGAUUCUAAACAGAUAGUAAAUGGAUAUGAGAUUGGUUCAGUUCUUAAUUACACAUGUGACAGAAGUGGAUUUACAGUAACAGGCCCUACAUAUUACACAUGUGAUUACAUUGGUAAUGAUGCAGUGUGGUCAAACAGUCUAGCUGGAAAUCUUCCUGAAUGUAGAGACACAGAAACUCCAACGUUUAGUGGUAGCUGUGGACAGACAUAUGACCUUGAUGCAGUUGAUCGAGUGUUCUUCACACCUGGAACAGCCAGUGAUAACUUUGCAGUGGCCUCAUUCAGUAGGACUGAUCCUUUACAGUCUGGUGACAGGUUGCUUGUUGAUACCUCAGUAACUUACACCGCGAGAGAUUAUGAAGGAAAUAAAGAAACAUGUACAGUUACUUUUAAUGUUAUAGCGAAGGUCAAAGAAUGCAAAAUUAUAUACCUACUUUCCUCAAACAGGCCACUGUGAUGGCGUAUGUGUUUUACAAUGAUGCAUAUUUUAAAAAGUUUCCACCAGUGACUUCAGUGAGAAAGAG